CUUUUUUCUCUAUUGCAAAUACCAUAUAUUUAUUUAUUCUGCACUUUUAUUACAUAUAUAGAAUUCAUUUUUUAAAUUACAGCAUUAGUUAUGACAGCGCUCACUCGUUUUUUUUCCCCAGCUGACUGGCCGUUAGAAAUUCUGUCUAAAAUUGCAGCCCAUUUAAUUGAGACCGAUGCCUGCCCCAACUCGGCAACAACUUACAAGCCAAAAUUCUCAGCCGGCACUCGGUGCACACAGGCUGAAGCUGCAGCGGGCAUGCUCGGUACCUGUACAACAUGGUCGCAGAGCGUCCACCGCGAGCUCUCCAAACAUAUUUGCCUCAGCCUGAGCACCCAGCGCAACAGGCACACAUUAGAAAAUAUUAGGAACGUGCACCUCGCACGCAAGGUCAACAUUGAAAUUCUGGUUAACGACAUUAUUAACGGCGCCUUUAUUGGCAAACACACUGUUGAUAUGGAGUUUGACCGCGUAGAACACUUGGAGCUUUGCAUUACACAGGAGGAGCCCAGGCCCACUGUGCGCAAUGAGAGUGACUGGCUUUUGAGACGCCAGCAGACAAAACCAUUUAUAGCGCUCAUUAUAAAAAUGUUUCCAAAUAUUCACACUCUAUCCAUGCGUAGCAACCCAAAUCGGUCCAUUUUAUGGGCCGAGGCUACAACCAGCAUAUUCAGCAGUCUUUCAAGCUAUAUAUUGGCCCGUCAGGAAGUCCCGGAACUCAUUUUUGCUGCGUACGGCUGCUCCCUUUCCUCGCACCACAUCCCCGUUGUGACUGCCGGACUGACCCAGAUUAAGCUGGGCAUGGUGACAUGGAGCGAAGAAGGCCAUGUCGAAGUGGUACACCGCAGCAGAGCAACUCUCCGCAAGCUAGAAAUAUCUUACGCGCGCACAACCCAGUGCCUGGGCCUCGUGUGUGCACCCUCAGGAGAGCCCAUUUUUUAUCCGCAGGUUACGCACCUCAGAUUUGGCGUGUACAGCGGUGUGGCCAUCAACUUACGCAAUCGCUGUCCUCACCAGCCAUUCCCCAAGCUGGAGCACCUCCAAUUCCCCGGUGUGUUCCCGUUUGCCAACGAUACGCUAUUCCGGGGAAUAGAAAAGAGGCUCAAAAGUCUAACGCUAGCUGUGAGCAGCCACGGGCUGGAGCUGUUUAAAAAGUCGCAGUUGUCUGCGCCUAAUUGCUACACGCAGCUAAAGUCCGUUGACAUCCACAUUUUGCCCAUUGAGGAUCCGUUCUUGAUUCCCGGGCAGCUCAACGAUGACGGAUUGAGCAAUGCGGAUAUAGAGAAUAGCCAGCGCCUGGCGCUGACUGUGGGCUCUGGAUUGACCUCAGUUAGAAUUGACUUGGGCGCGGAAGCAUCUAAGCAGUCUCUGUUUAAUCAAAUCAGAAUAUCACCGCACGCGGGUACGAUUAAGAUGCUAGAUUUGGGCGCCACACAACUGACCAUAGACGAAAUAGACGAGCUCACUCGUCUCCUCCCCAAUCUGGUGCACCUGAAGUAUACCAUCAAAAGUAUCCUUGACAGCGGUGUCGCUGUAUCGGUGCAUUCAAACCAGCGCACAGGCGGAAAAUUGUGCCAGCUAACUUUAAUGACAAACGCGGCCCCCAAAAUUGCAGACCACCUUGGCGCUUAUGUUGCUUCGGUCUGUGCGCAUUUUAAAUCUGUAAUUCGCUUCAAUGUGCUCUCAGACGUUGAGUGCAAAAUGGAGCUGGUUACAGCGUACAAGACCAUUAUUAACACCGAACUGAGGUACCAGAGCAAGGAAAACAUGCACUUACACCACUCAACUUUGGUCCGAUUCAAAAAAAAUGUCGUCGACCCAAACUAUCUGUAUUAUAAUUAAUACAUAAUAAACAAGCCCACACAUAGUUGUGGCUAGAACCGUUGCAUAUUAUUUUAUUUUAUCUUUCUGUUUAUGCAUAAACCAAUUUGAAACCAAUCGCUUGCCUAAAAUUAUCAUUGGAAACAAAAACAUUCACUUUCUUAUAAUAUUUAUAUAAGAUGGUUACUAGAUGCUUGCAAAGAAAGAGUAAAAUGUCUAAAUGGA
Messenger RNA from Kickxella alabastrina, 2046 nucleotides. RefSeq lists its product as uncharacterized. The record is from RefSeq and is a predicted model, not a curated record. Lineage: Eukaryota; Fungi; Kickxellomycota; Kickxellomycetes; Kickxellales; Kickxellaceae. The coding region runs from base 91 to 1842 and encodes 583 amino acids. The transcript has a single exon.